Medicago truncatula (barrel medic) is the source of this 1795-nucleotide messenger RNA. RefSeq names its product organic cation/carnitine transporter 4. The record is from RefSeq and is a predicted model, not a curated record. Gene Ontology annotation, cellular component: membrane. Gene Ontology annotation, biological process: transmembrane transport. NCBI's taxonomy places the organism in Eukaryota, Viridiplantae, Streptophyta, Magnoliopsida, Fabales, Fabaceae. The transcript is spliced from 2 exons. The coding region runs from base 23 to 1618 and encodes 531 amino acids. Gene Ontology annotation, molecular function: transmembrane transporter activity.
UCCAUUUCAUUUAUCCAAAAAAAUGCCAACAACAUCAUCCUCUAUUUCGAACAACGUAGACACAGACUUCAACUCACCUCUCUUACCACCACCAUCCAAUGAAUCCACACCAGAGAAACAAUGCAUCGACGAGAUGCUACAAAACUACUGCGGCGAGUUCGGACGGUGGCAGCUAAAGCAUUUCGUACUAACAAGUCUCGCAUGGGCAUUGGAAGCAUUCCAUACAAUGGUUAUGAUAUUUGCUGACCGUGAACCAGAAUGGAGGUGUCUCGACGGUGUUGCCGGUUUGGGGUGUGACUUGACGGCGAAGAAUGUGUGUAAACUUGAACCGGGUUCGUGGGAAUGGGUGGGAGGUGCGGCUUCUUCGACGGUGGCGGAAUGGGGUUUGGUUUGUGGUGAGAAGUUUAAGGUUGGGCUUGUUCAAGCCGUGUUUUUCGCUGGAUGUAUGUUCGGGGCUGGAAUCUUUGGUCAUCUCUCUGAUUCGUUUCUUGGACGAAAAGGAUCUCUCACGAUAGUUUGCAUCCUAAACAGCAUCUUCAGCAUCCUAACAGCCUUCUCCCCCAAUUACAUCUCCUACUUCUUCCUCCGCUUCCUCACUGGUUUCAGCACAGGUGGCGUCGGCCUCUGCGCCUUCGUACUUGCCACAGAGCCCGUAGGCCCCACAAUGCGUGGUGCCGCAGGCAUGUCUACCUUCUACUUCUUCUCAACAGGCAUCGCAGUCCUCUCAGGCAUAGCAAACAUCUUCCCAAGAUGGCGCGAACUAUACAUAGCCUCCUCAAUUCCCUCCCUUGUAUUCCUCCUCUUUGUCCUCCCCUUCAUCUCUGAGUCCCCUCGAUGGUACCUUGUUCGAGGACGAAUCAAAGAAGCCAUGAACAUCAUGUCCACUAUAGCUACCUCUAAUGGCAACCACCUUCCACACAGAGUUUUUCUCACACUCGACGAAGAACCAUCAUCAUGUAAUAACAAUAUGGAUGACAAAGAUGCAGUGACAGGAUCUCUGGUGGAUGUGAUUCGUUCACCAGUAACACGUACACGUUUGGUUUUAGCAACAAUCAUCAACUUAUUGUGCUCAGUGGUGUACUAUGGUCUAAGCCUAAACGUAGUAAACCUCGAAACAAAUCUUUACCUUAACGUAAUACUCAACGCAGUGGCGGAGAUGCCAGCGUUCAUGAUAACAGCAAUCUUGUUGGAUAAGUUUGGGAGGAAGCCAUUAACAAUAGGGACAUUAUGGUUCAGUGGAUUCUUUUGUUUUGUGGGGAGUUUGAUGAGAAAUAAGGGGGUGUGGAAAGGAAUGAAAAUGGUGUGUGGAAUUUUGGGAAUAUUUGGGAUGGCAGGGACUUAUAAUUUGCUCUUUAUUUAUACGGCGGAGUUGUUCCCAACGGUUGUUAGGAAUGCUGCACUUGGGUGUGCUACACAAGCAGCACAAAUGGGUGCAAUAUUGGCACCAGUUGUUGUCGUUUUAGGUGGAUCAUUGCCGUUUGCUUUAUUUGCUUUUUGUGGAAUUGCUGCUGGGGUUUUUGCGUUUUUCUUGCCAGAGACACUAAACCAACCACUCUAUGAUACAUUAACUGGAAUGGAGGCAGGGCAAAAGGUCACUUCUGCAACAUCUAGUGUAUGAACAUGCUUGCAAACUAAUGUCUCCUUUCUUUACUUACUGCUGCUGGUUUGGUUUAAUUGUUUAGAUUUCAAUUUUGAGUUACAUUAUGUAUUGUUAUACAUGUCCAUAUAUAUUAUUGGAAUGCAUGUUUUAAUAUAGUUAUUUUCAAAGUGUGAAUAUAAAAAAGUUUUAUCAUGG